AAAUAUUUGUUUUGACUAACAAAUAAAUAACUUUCAUGCACUGGUGAAAGUUGUUAAUUAAAACUUUUAACAAAUAUAUCGAUUAACACAUCAACCAUGAAAUACACGGAAUACACAAUUGUUUUGUUUGUUGUUGUCAUCACUUUUUGGAUCAGUUCUGCAAACGCUGCCAUCGAUUGCAGGCGGUUUGUAUUUGCGCCCCAAUGCAGAGGUGUCAGUGCUAAGAGAUCUCAACAUUUGCCAUCAAAGCGCCAAAAUUAUGAGACAUAUAUGAGUGAAAUGAGUGAUGACUUAUCAAUGAAAAGACCAACUCUUGGAUCACAAUAUAACAGACAAUUAGAGUCACUGUUUGAUACAAAUAGACUUAGAAAACGAUUCACAAGUCUAUUGAGAGGACAACCGCAUGAAAACUCGAUUCACUAUAAUUUAUUAUUAAAUUCAUUGGACAAAUAUAUGAAAUUUCAUGAUUUAGAAGAAUAAAUUCAUAUUUAGUAA
This is a messenger RNA of Oppia nitens, 495 nucleotides long. RefSeq lists its product as uncharacterized. NCBI's taxonomy places the organism in Eukaryota, Metazoa, Arthropoda, Arachnida, Sarcoptiformes, Oppiidae. The transcript is spliced from 5 exons. The coding region runs from base 97 to 480 and encodes 127 amino acids. The record is from RefSeq and is a predicted model, not a curated record.